Messenger RNA from Acanthoscelides obtectus, 2349 nucleotides. The record is from the annotation of a GenBank genome assembly. NCBI's taxonomy places the organism in Eukaryota, Metazoa, Arthropoda, Insecta, Coleoptera, Chrysomelidae.
UCCGGCCGUUUUUUGUCAGGCCUGCUCGCUGACCAUAUUCGUGCCCGUGUGAAUUUUGCUUCAGUUUAGCGGAAUUUGUCAGUGACCAGUGACAUGUGUUGUGUUUGCAAGAAGGCGAACCGGACUGCUUUUUGUGAUUUAUCAAAUCCUCGUGGUCUGAAGUACGACUGAUAUAUAGAUCAGUCACUUCUGAGUUCACUGCAAAAAGCCGAUACGGUGGGCGUGGGAUUAUCCGAGUUCUUCAGAAGAACAGCAUAAAUUAGAUGUUUCAUGUACCGUUAAAAACCAGGGCUUGAAUAAGGCUACUACGGUAAUAUUUCAUCCCAGUGGGAGGAGGCAGUCCAAGGACUCGUCACCGAAAAGAGACCCAAGAGAGAUCUGAAAAAAUUAGAUACGAGAUAAUCCAAGGAGAUCUGUGUACCUCCGCAAGCGCUGGUGGGACGUUUCUGUCACCAUUAUAGCUCAGGGGUUUCGGGAGACAGCAUUUGCCUACGCCAUGAUAUCUGCCGGAGUGGCCAUCGCAGUAGCCCGCGCAUGUUCCAGCGGCAUAAUCUCGGAAUGUGGCUGCGAAAGGGUCCCUAAGGGCGCCGCAGGGGGACCCAGAUGGAAAUGGGCGGGGUGCUCCCACAACGCAAGGUAUGGGGUGAAGUUUGCCAGAACCUUCCUGGAUGUCGCAGAGAGCCAGGCUGAGGAUAUACGAUCUAGAGUUAACUUGCAUAAUAACCAGGUUGGGAGAAUGGCGGUAACGAGUAACAUGCAAAUAAAGUGCAAAUGUCAUGGCAUGUCAGGCAGCUGUGAGCUAAAAACCUGCUGGAGGGCCACUCCUGACUACAGGACUGUUGGCAGGGCCUUGAAGGAGAAGUAUAACGUUGCAGUAUUAGUAGACCAAAACAAUUUAGGAAGGAAAAGUAUUCGGAGAUUUAACUCCAUAAACCACGGCCGACGUCGACAGAAGCAAAAGUCCUCAAUGAAUCGUGGCUGGCCAGGAAAACAAUGGACGCCACGCAGGACGAAGCACAAGCGUGACCUCAGUCGUGACCUCCUGUACUACCAAAAGUCGCCCGAUUUUUGUGAGAAAGAGAAGUCGUUAGACCUGCCUGGGACCAGGGGACGACGGUGUAACAGAACUGCCAUAGCAUCUGCACCUGAUUCCUGUUCAGCUUUGUGUUGUGGAAGGGGGUACGACUUGGUGGUGAGGCGACAAAAGGUGGAAAGAUGCAACUGUAAAUUCGUGUGGUGCUGUCAAGUGGAAUGCCAGAUGUGUAGUUUCGAAGAAUGGGUUAGUGUUUGUAAAUAAAGUUGGCGUGACCCUUGAUGUGAGAAGGUGAAAUCAGGAGUGGCAUCAAAACAAACACUCGCUUUUCGUAUCGCUCUGCUCUUCCUUUGUUUAGUUAAGGAUCUGUCAUGACGAAACACACUUCGACGAAAGUUUAUUUAAUAUACGUCUAGACGUGUAGGUCAAACUGCGUAAAUUUUUCAUGGAUGUUGUUCUCUAUUUAAUAUAAUAUAUAAUAUUGGUACAAAUAUGUGAUGAUAAGCAUUUUAUGACAGUCAGCUGGCUCUCUCUUAAAAUCUGCUUAAAGGAUUACGUGUUGAUAACUUCAGAUUCUUCCAGCGUUCUCACUCUUAACAGAACGUAUCUAACUUUGAUCUAAGAGUCAACAUUGAUAGUAUGCAUAUUUCCGAUGAUUCAUUCUUAGAUCAAUAGCAAUAACAUAUAACAAUGCAGAUAACAUUACAAUCUUGGUGAAAGUGUAUGAUCUUAUUGAGAAGUGUUUAACAUAUGGCGAAUGUGUCGAUUACUAAAAUAAGUGCGCAUUCACCAUGAAUCAAAGAUAUUAACUAAAUACAUUAUUUAGAAAAUAUUUUACUUCAACUUUAUAAAAUACAAACAGCUUUUACAAUCUUGGCACAUUAUCAUUAAAUUAAAGCAGUCCUUCUUCAUGGUGUAUAGGUAUAGUUCCAAAAUAUGUUUUGAUAUUUCGAAAACUGAAUGUGUGCAUUAAAAGUAUGGUGUUGCAACAGUAUUUUUUACAUACAGGGUAUACAUAAAUGCAGAUGUAAAUCUAAAUGUAUAUUAAUCAGUAGUUCGUGUAGCAUAACGCCUAGCUCUGAUCAACUAAAGAACAUGUUUUUUUUUCAAACUAAUUUGUGAUUGUUACAUUCUUGUGUUGUUCAGCAUUUACCAUCUAUGUAUUAUACUCACUGAAAUGUACAGUAUUAUUUAAAUUAUUUACUAUUUAUUCUUGAUCAUUUCAAUUUAGGGCUUACAUUUAUUUAUUCUUUCCAUUGAUUGAUAUAGUUCCAUGUACCUAAUAAGAAUCUACUUAUUCAGACGUUAUAAUAAAC